This is a messenger RNA of Onthophagus taurus, 2648 nucleotides long. The record is from RefSeq and is a predicted model, not a curated record. Lineage: Eukaryota; Metazoa; Arthropoda; Insecta; Coleoptera; Scarabaeidae.
CACUUUUAGUAACCUUUCAUUUUACAAGCGUCACAAAAACGUUUAUUUCGCAAACAUUUAUUCUACAUUUCGCCGGCACGAUUAAAAAAACUUAUUAUUACUGAGUGAGUAUUAAAAAUCAUCAAAAAUUGAGGCAGAAAACGCUGUGACGAUGGCUGUGGGGGCUACUCGUGUUGUGCAAGUCACAAAUAUAGCUCCCCAAGCCACAAAAGAUCAAAUGCAAACCUUAUUUGGAUAUCUGGGUAAAAUUGAAGAUAUACGUUUGUACCCCACGAUAAGAGAUGUAUCAUGCCCUGUUCAGUCAAGGAUCUGUUACAUUAAGUUCAUAGACCCUGUAACAGUAGGAAUUGCUCAGCAUAUGACAAACACGGUUUUCAUUGAUAGAGCGUUGAUUGUGAUUCCAGUGCAAAAUGGAGAGAUUCCCGAUGAAUAUUACGCUUUAGAAAUGACAAAAAACGGUACUAUAGUGCCUGGACUUUGCCCUAGUGAACCUAAAUUACCACCUAAUGUGAUUAAUACAGUAAGUGGCAUUGGAGUAGACCAAGUUAUAGUAACCACAGAUCCUAAAUUACUAGAAAAUGGAUUACCUGUUUAUCCACCUUUACCAGCCACUUACGAUAGUGUUAAAAUAGAAGAAGCUCGACGUACAAUUUUAGUACAUAACAUGGACUCAACGAUUACUACAGAUGAUAUUAUAAAUUUCUUUAGCAAAUGUGGUGAAAUGAAAUAUUUACGAACAUGUUCAAGAUCCUCAGAUAAUACAAGCCACAUGUUGGUGGAAUUUAGCGAACAACCUUGCAUAAUAGAAGCAUUAAAAUUAAAUGGAACCGAAUUAAAAGGCAAAAUAAUGAAAUUAACCCACGCCACACAACCUAUAACAAAACCCCAAGCAAAAAGCAAUGAAAUUGCACAAAGAGAAAUUGAAGAGGCGAUGUCCCAAGCAAAAGAAGCCCAAAACCUUAUUUCUGCAGCAAUGGAUCCAGUCAUUGGCAUGCUUUCUAAAGACAAACGCUCCUCCAGGCGAUCAAGAUCUCGUUCGCGCGGAAGACGUCGUCGUUCUCGAUCACGAUCUCGUUCCAGAAGAUCGCGUUCACGUCACCGAUCGAGAAGGUCAAAUUCGCGGACGAAGCGAUCGCGUUCUCGAGAACGACGCCGUCGGACUAGAUCUCGCGAAAGAAGAAGGUCAAGAUCACGAUCUAGACGAUCUCGUACGCGAUCUCCCCGACGUUCAAGAUCUAAAUCAAGAUAUUCUUCGCGGAGAGAUCGCGAACGGCAUCGUUCUAAGUCUAAAUCAAGAGACAGAAGGUCGCGGGAAAGAUCUAAAGAAAAAAGCAGGGGUAGAUCGAGAGAUAGGGAACGAUCUAAAGAGAGAAGAUCAAGAGAUGUUUCAAAAGAAAGGCGUUCGAGAGAUGUAUCAAAAGAACGCAGAUCAAGGGAUCGAGACGCAGAAAGAAAAGAAAAGGAAAAAGUGCGGGAAGGAAGAGAGUCGAAGGAAAAAAGAAGCGAUAGAGAGAGUAGCGUAGAUGAGAAACCGGUGGAGAAAAAGAGGUCAAGGUCGCGGAGCAGAUAUCGUUCUCGAUCUAGAGAUAGAAAAGCGCGUAAAGAAAAGCGAAGGUCAAGGUCGAGAGGAACGCGAAGAAGAACGCCAAGUCCUAAAAGAAGUAGAAGGAGGAGUCGAUCGAGAAGUCGCGAUAAAGAUAGGAAGAAGGAGAAGAAAGAUAGGAAGGAUAAAGAGAGAUCGCCAUCGCGUUCAAAAGUCCCUAGAAAUUAUGAUGAAGAAGAAAAGGGGUUUGAUUCUGAGAAGGAGAAGAGAAAAUCACAAGAUUCUGAUAAUCAAAACGAUAAGGAGUCUUCGGAGAAGUCGGAUAAUAUGGAUAUUUCUAAUUCACCUUACAGGGGUAGAUCGAGCGAUAGGGAACGAUCUAAAGAGAGAAGAUCAAGAGAUGUUUCAAAAGAAAGGCGUUCGAGAGAUGUAUCAAAAGAACGCAGAUCUAGGGAUCGAGACGCAGAAAGAAAAGAAAAGGAAGAAGUGCGGGAAGGAAGAGAGUCGAAGGAAAAAAGAAGCGAUAGAGAGAGUAGCGUAGAUGAGAAACCGGUGGAGAAAAAGAGGUCAAGGUCGCGGAGCAGAUAUCGUUCUCGAUCUAGAGAUAGAAAAGCGCGUAAAGAAAAGCGAAGGUUAAGGUCGAGGGGAACGCGAAGAAGAACGCCAAGUCCUAAGAGAAGUAGAAGGAGGAGUCGAUCGAGAAGUCGCGAUAAAGAUAGGAAGAAGGAGAAGAAAGAUAGGAAGGAUAAAGAGAGAUCGCCAUCGCGUUCAAAAGUCUCUAGAAAUUAUGAUGAAGAGGAAAAGGGGUUUGAUUCUGAGAAGGAAAAGAGAAAAUCACAAGAUUCUGAUAAUCAAAACGAUAAGGAGUCUUCAGAAAAGUCGGAUAAUAUGGAUAUUUCUAAUUCACCUUAAAUAUAAAACUAAAUGAUAUGAAAGUAUGUUGCAAAAGUUUGAAGAGAAAAUAUUAAUUUUUUAUAAUCUAAAAUGAUUUGUAUUGUCAGAAGCCUUGUACAUUUUAAUAAUUAAGUUGUUGCCUUUAUCAAAAAAUAAUCCUCUUUUUUUUGGUUGUAAUUGACAUUGAUUGUAAUAAAUACGUUCAUUAGAA